Setaria italica (foxtail millet) is the source of this 1693-nucleotide messenger RNA. RefSeq names its product peter Pan-like protein. Gene Ontology annotation, molecular function: rRNA binding. The transcript has 7 exons. The coding region runs from base 367 to 1413 and encodes 348 amino acids. Gene Ontology annotation, cellular component: preribosome, large subunit precursor. Gene Ontology annotation, biological process: ribosomal large subunit assembly; rRNA processing. Lineage: Eukaryota; Viridiplantae; Streptophyta; Magnoliopsida; Poales; Poaceae. The record is from RefSeq and is a predicted model, not a curated record.
UUCCCCAGCCGCCGCCGCGCGCUGGCUCCUUCCGGCUCUCCCCCUUCCAUUGCCGCCGCCGCCGCUCCCCUCGGCCGAGUUUGACGGCGGUCGGCGAUUCCUCCUCUCCCCUCCCGCCCCUGGCCCCCCUUUUACCGCCGGGUGCCGGCAUCACCGCCGCGGCCACCCGAACAGCGCAGCGCGUGCCUGGCUGCCUGCUAGGCGUUCACGGUUCACCCCUGCCCCUCAUCUCAGUUUCUCUCCCCGUCUCUCUUCUCUCUUCGUCUUCCUUUCCUGGCGGCGACUACUGGGCGAGCGGCGGCGCUAUUUGGUCUUCGCAGCCGCAGGGCCCUUUGCCGGCGACGAACAACCAUCAGCUGAGCGGCCAUGCGCCAACCAAGGUCCGGGCCAGGGAAGAGGCGGGGCCGCGGGCCGCGGAUCCCCGCGACGACGCUUCGCAAGCAGCAGGCCGCGUUGGCGAAUGUCGACCAGAUCACGGGUGCCAAGAUCCCCAAGAGCUUCGUUUUCUCCCGUGGCAAGCUCCCCUCCACGCUCCGCCACCUCCAACAGGACCUCCGCAAGGUCAUGCUCCCCUACACUGCUCUCAAUCUCAAGGAGAAGAAGCGGAAUAACCUCAAGGACUUCGUCAAUGUUGCCGGUCCGUUGGGAGUGACACAUUUCUUGAUCCUCUCGAACCCCAAGAGCCUGCCACAUUUGCGCUUUUCCAAUUCGCCACAGGGCCCAACCUUCACUUUCCAGAUAGAGGAGUACGCACUCGCGGCAGACAUUGCAAACUCCCAGAAGCGGCCAAGGUGCCCACCAGGGAUAUUCAAGAACUCACCACUGGUCGUGCUGAGCGGGUUUUCAGGUCUUGGCAACCCUUUUGAGAGUUUGGUCGAAUACUUUCAGCAUAUGGUCCCUGCCGUUGACCCAAGCACUGUCAAACUGGCAGAAUGUCAAAGGAUUCUGUUAUUAAAAUAUGAUAAAGAGAAGGAGGUUGUCGAUUUCCGGCAUUACUCCAUCAAGCUCCAGCCUGUUGGGGUCAGUCGCAGGAUUAGAAAGCUCAUGCAGAACAAUCAAGUUCCUGAUCUAAGAGACCUUAAAGAUGUUAGUGAUUAUGUGACAAAAGCUGGAUAUGGAUCUGAAAGUGAAGUAGAUGAUGAAGCAGCAACGGUAAGCCUACCAAGUGAUGUUGACAAAUUAAACCGGGCAUCAAGAAAAAGCGCUGUUAGACUCCAGGAGAUCGGACCACGGAUGACUAUGCGCCUUGUUAAAGUUGAGGCUGGGCUAUGCUCGGGAGAUGUCUUAUACCCUUGGCCUGUGGCAAAGGAAUCUGUGGGAGAGAAAGGGAAAGUAACUGAGGAAGAGAUAGAAGGACAAGAAGAAACUGAGGAUGAGCUGGAGGAUGGGUCAGAGGACGAGAUGGAGGAAUAGCAAUUUCGAUGAGCUCAUCAAAGCACUUAUCACCCAGCAUCUGCCUACAAGGAUAGUCCACAGUGUGAAGCCACCACUCUCCUUCAACACUAAGGAGAACUUGGCUCAUCCCCAGAUGAAAACAAAUGUGGUAUAUGCAGAAGCAGGUGUAGUGACAGUCCUAGAUGUUUCAUGCCGAAUUAAACGGGCUCUGAGUGUUGUAGCAUGAUGCAUUCAUGCCAGUUUUGUGACUCAAGGUGUCUAGGUUUGGCUCACUAGUGUUAAAGUUUAACACCCGUCA